AGUGAUUGCAGUGACAGCAGCAGCAGGUGAGGCUUGGUCAGUGUGAGGAGCUGGGAGCGGACACGCCAUGGGGCUUCUAUCUGACCCAAACCGUAGACAGGCCCUCUCCCGGGUCAUCACCGGUCUGAACGCCCCCCUGUGUGCCAUCUUCUACCUGAUUGGUGUCUGCUGGUUCCUGGGCCUGGCCUUCCAGCCCUUCACCCUGCGCUCCUACAUCUCCGAGAACUCCAUGGGAUCCACCAUGGUGGACGAGAAGUUCAUAUACGGGGACCGAGCGCUCUCCUACGCCAGAGAGUUCGCUGCGCACAAGAAGUCAGCCGGGUGAGUGAUGUGUGC
Messenger RNA from Nanorana parkeri, 336 nucleotides. RefSeq names its product glycosylphosphatidylinositol anchor attachment 1 protein-like. Gene Ontology annotation, cellular component: membrane; GPI-anchor transamidase complex. Gene Ontology annotation, biological process: attachment of GPI anchor to protein. The record is from RefSeq and is a predicted model, not a curated record. The coding region runs from base 68 to 325 and encodes 85 amino acids. NCBI's taxonomy places the organism in Eukaryota, Metazoa, Chordata, Amphibia, Anura, Dicroglossidae. The transcript is spliced from 3 exons.